This is a messenger RNA of Emiliania huxleyi CCMP1516, 1990 nucleotides long. RefSeq lists its product as hypothetical. Gene Ontology annotation, cellular component: nucleus. Gene Ontology annotation, biological process: nuclear-transcribed mRNA catabolic process. The record is from RefSeq and is a predicted model, not a curated record. Gene Ontology annotation, molecular function: 5'-3' RNA exonuclease activity; RNA binding. The transcript is spliced from 6 exons. Bases 94 to 1914 code for a protein of 606 amino acids. Lineage: Eukaryota; Haptophyta; Isochrysidales; Noelaerhabdaceae.
CCAAGGGCUCACGCUAUAGGUGCUCACGACAACGCUUCGCGCUGCGGCGACCUGCCGACGUGCCGCUGCUGGCGCUGCAGUGAUCUAGCUGCUAUGGGCGUUCCCGGCCUCUCCGAGUGGCUCAAGCGCCACCACGAGAACUGCUUCGUCGCUACGCCACGCAGCGCCGACCACAUCUACGUCGACAUCAACAGCAUGCUGCACGGCGUAGUGCGGCACAACGCCACCGAGGCGGCGGCGCUCGCAGACCUCGAAAGGCAACUCAACGAAAUGGCACGCUUGCGGACGCCGCGCAUUUCUCUCACUCUCGCCGUCGACGGACCGGCGCCGCUCGCCAAGCUCAAGGAGCAGCGUGAGCGCCGCGUCAAGCACAGCAUCAAGGAGGAGCGCAGCGCCAGCACCCACCAGAAUCGCCUGUCGACGCUGUGUGUGACGGUGGGCACCACGUUCAUGCGCGACGUGGACGCGACGCUGCGCCGGUGGGCGCGGGCGAGCGGCUGGCUGCGCGCGCGCAUCGUCGUCGACCCGUCCUCCCACGACGGCGAGGGCGAGGUGAAGCUCUUCCGCCACCUCCGGCUCACCAACAGCGGCAGCGCUGCCGAGAGCCAUCUGGUGCUGGGCGGCGAUGCCGACCUCGCGCUGCUCGCACUCGCGUCGCCCGCGCACCGCGUGCUCUGCUGCGAUCCUCAAAAGGAGGGCGGCAGGCGCAGCCUAUCAAUCGAGAGCUUCCGUGGCGCCAUUAGCCGCGCCGCCGGCCUGCCGCCGCAGCCCUCGUUACCGCCGCCAGCGGGCGUGUCACUCGAUAUGGUGCUGCUCGCUCUGCUCGGCGGCGAUGACUACCUGCCUAGACUCAAAGGCUACAAGCUGCAGCAGGCUGUCGAAGCCUACUCCGCUUCGUCGGAGCCGACGGCAGCGCUGCACCUCGACCUGCGCGAGCUCGGUUUGCUGCUGCGCGAGAUUACUCACGACGGCGGGCAAGACGCGGAGGCGGAGGCGGCGCCAGCAACGGGCGACGCGCAAUCGGAGGAGACGGUGGGCCACUACCUUAGCGGCCUCCUCUGGGUGCUCACGAUGUACGCCGAGGCUCGCUGUCCGGACUAUUCGUUCGUCCGCCUCGCUCUGCCGCCGCUGCGCCGCCUCUUUGCCGCCGAUGGCGAGCUGGGACGCAACAAGAAGGUCAAGCUCGAGGAGAAGCAAGCAGACUCCGAAGUCUGCUCGCAAGAGGGCGGCUACAGCCAAGAGACGGCGGCGAGCCAGGAGACGGUGGUCGAGGAGGCUGAGGCGGUGGAGGCGCCGAGCGGCAUCAACUACAAGGGCGCGCUGAACGAGGCGGCGAUGGUGCGUGGCUUGACCAUCAGCUACGCGAGCGUAGCGGUCGGCGAGCAGUCCUUCCGCUCGACCGUCACGCUGCAGCCGCUGGGCAGGAGCUUCGUCGGGUGCGUGACGGCAGGGAAAAAGGGGACCGAGCAGUCGGCGGCGCAGCAGGCGGUCGCCUUCCUGGAGGCGGAGCAGCAAGCCGCACCAUGCAGCGACAAAACGCCCACACAGAUCGAGAUUGCCACCGUCCAAGCCCGCUAUGAGGAGCAUAGGGCGGAGGCUCAUGCGCCGAUCGCGCCCACCGUGCGGCGUGCUGCGGUAGCGGAGGCUGUGGGACGCGUGAUGGCGGCGUGCGAAGGGCCCAACGCGACCGAGUGGCUGACGGCGGCCGAGCGAGAAUGCUUCAAGCCGAGCGGGCCGAGCACAUUCGACCACCGCGUCGCCGGGCCGCUGCCGCCAGCCGCCGUCCAGCAGCACCCGCAUGCUUCGGCGCUCGGCCACGCUCCUCCACGCAUGUGGGACCAGCCGCCGAUGCCGAUGCCGCCGCAGGCGCCGUUCGGCUUUGCGCAUGCGCCGCCGUUCGGGCCGCACUACUGAGUACGUGAUCUUACGUGGAUGUUGUCUGUUGAUGUGUUUGUGAUUUGUGCAAGACGAAGACGUACACCUACACGGC